AUGUGCAAAUCAUCGAAAAUGGUUUCGGGCAGCACGAGGGUGAUUCAAGUCACCAACAUAGCUCCCCAGGCUACCAAAGAUCAAAUGCAAACGCUUUUUGGAUAUCUGGGGAAGAUCGACGACAUUAGGUUAUAUCCAACUAUUAGAGAUGUAUCGUGUCCGGUGCAGUCUCGAAUAUGUUACGUAAAAUAUUACGAUUCGGCUACUGUGAACGUUGCGCAGCAUAUGACCAACACUGUGUUCAUUGAUCGUGCUCUUAUCGUAAUUCCCAUGCAGUCGGGAGAGAUUCCUGACGAGCACAAGGCUUUGGAGAUGUCUAGCAAUGGAACUUUAGUGCCGGGACUGAGUACUGUGGAGCCACGUUUGCCGGCGCAUGUUAUCAACGCUUUAGACGGUGUUCCUCCGAAUCAGGUGAUCCAGACUCAUGAUCCGAAGAUGAUAUCGUUAGGUCUGCCGCCAUACCCGCCGCUACCGGCGACUUACGAUUCGAGGAAAAUUGAAGAAAUCAGAAGAACAGUUCUAGUUGGAGAUGUGGAGGCAUUGACCUCUCAGCAGUUAAUUGAUCAUUUCUGCCAAGCUGGUGAAGUGAAGUACAUGAGGUUUUGUGACCGUGAAGUGGAUAAGCAGAGGUAUGCUUUGAUUGAGAUGACAGAACAGGAAUCUAUUAUCAAAGCGCUGCAGUUGAACGGCAGCGCUGUUGAAGGACAAAUUAUCAAGGUAUACCAUGCAACUCAAGCUAUUUGCAAACCACAAACGAAGAGUAAUGAAGCAGCUCAACGGGAAAUCGAGGAAGCUAUGUGCAGGGUGAAGGAAGCCCAGAACUUGAUCUCAGCUGCCAUUGACCCUGUCAUAGGUCUCUUGUCUAAAGAUAAACGGAGGACGAGGUCUAGAUCCCGUUCACGAAGGCGGUCUCGGUCCCGCUCUCGUCGGUCGCGCUCACGUCACCGCUCGAAGCGGUCCCGCUCACGCUCCCGCCAUCGCUCGCGUCGCUCCAGGUCACGUCACAAGCACCGGUCUAGAUCUCGCUCACGUCAUCGCAGUUCUCGGAGGUCACGGUCGCGGUCGCGGCACCGCAGCUCACGUUCAAAACGCGAUCGUUCGCGAGACAAAGACAAGGAUAAGGAUAAGGACAAGGACAAGGAUCGCAAAGACAAGAAGGACUCCACUGAAAAGGACAAGAAGGACAAAUCUAAGUCGCCUCCCAAAGAAGUGGAAAAAGAAGUAAAAGAAGAAGUUAAACCAGAACCAGUCCCUGAAACUAAUGGUAAUGGCAAUUCUUCUGAAACAAAAUCCAAAGCGUCAACACCAGCAGACGAUAAACCAGAAAAAGACAUUGAAAAAGAGAAAGACAGGUCUCCAUCAAAGAAAAGAGAAAGAACAAGAUCUCGAGAAAGAAAACGCGACCGUUCCAGGUCUCGUCGUAGGUCCCGUUCACGAUCUCGUAGGAAACGCUCACGAUCCCGCAGGAGGUCGCGUUCUAGGGAUAGAAAGAGAUCUCGUUCCAGAGACCGAAAAAGAUCAAGGUCACGAGAUCGCAAAAGAUCUCGGUCCAGGGAUCGCAAAAGGACUAGAUCUCGGGACAGGAAACGGUCUAGGUCAAGAGAUAAGAAGCGAUCUCGUUCACGAGACCGCAAACGUUCCAGAUCGGGCAGUCGUCGCUCCAAGAGCCGUUCCCAUAGGGACUCCAAAACGCCUCACGACCGGAAGUCAAGAGACCACACUCCUAAUCUUUCCGUUAUAGAAGAAAAGGAUUUAUCUACUAUAGAAAGUAAGACUCCUGAAGUAUGCGACGAAAAGAAUUCUCCGGACAAUAUGGAUAUUUCCAAUUCUCCAUAG
Spodoptera littoralis (African cotton leafworm) is the source of this 1836-nucleotide messenger RNA. The record is from the annotation of a GenBank genome assembly. NCBI's taxonomy places the organism in Eukaryota, Metazoa, Arthropoda, Insecta, Lepidoptera, Noctuidae.